This is a messenger RNA of Symphalangus syndactylus (siamang), 2415 nucleotides long. It is a transcript of the gene TRABD2B, whose product is annotated as TraB domain containing 2B. The record is from RefSeq and is a predicted model, not a curated record. Gene Ontology annotation, molecular function: Wnt-protein binding; metalloendopeptidase activity. Gene Ontology annotation, cellular component: organelle membrane; plasma membrane. Gene Ontology annotation, biological process: negative regulation of Wnt signaling pathway. Lineage: Eukaryota; Metazoa; Chordata; Mammalia; Primates; Hylobatidae.
CUCUCUCCCUCCCUCCCGGCCGCGGAGCAGCAUGGCGGAGCCCGGGCAACGGCCGCGCGGCCGCCCGCCGCCCCUCUGAGCCGGGCUCGGGGGCAGUCGGCCGCCCCAGAGCCGCCCCCCACCCCUGCCGCGCCCUCCGCCGCACUUGUCCCACUGCGCGCCUCCUGGAGCGCCGCGCACCCCUGGGACCCUUGCGCGCCCCGGGUGCCCAGCAUAACCCCGGGACCCUCGCGCACCCCGGGUUCUCGGUUCUGCCCCAGGAACCCCGCGCGCCCCUGGACCCCGACGCAGCUCCGGGACCCCGCGCGCCGCCGGACCCCAAUACGCCCUCAGCACCCGGGGGCUCGGCCAACGAGGUUGAGCGCCCGGGGGAGGGGCCCAGCCCUAGAGGGUCCCCCUCUUCCAACAGACGGAGUCCCGCCCCAGAGAAACCCCCAGGUCCGACAGGGACAGUCAGCCACGCCCCAGAGGGCGCCCAGCAUCCUGCGGCUGGAGCCCCGUGCUCCAGAGGAAACUCCGUGCCCAACUGGGGGCUCCCCGCCCCGCUGAGGGGCGCAGCCCAGGAGGGUCCCCCGCGCCCCGCGGGCCCCGGCAGGAUGCACGCCGCCCUGGCGGGGCCGCUGCUCGCCGCCCUCCUCGCCACCGCUCGCGCCCGCCCGCAGCCCCCGGACGGAGGACAGUGCCGGCCGCCCGGAUCGCAGAGGGACUUGAACUCCUUCCUGUGGACGAUUCGGCGUGAUCCUCCGGCCUACCUGUUUGGCACUAUCCAUGUCCCCUACACUCGCGUCUGGGACUUCAUCCCGGACAACUCCAAGGCAGCCUUCCAGGCUAGCGCCCAUGUCUACUUUGAACUGGACCUGACAGACCCCUACACCAUCUCGGCCCUGGCCAGCUGCCAGCUGCUGCCGCAUGGGGAAAACCUGCAGGAUGUGCUGCCCCACGAGCUUUACUGGCGCUUGAAGCGCCACCUGGACUACGUGAAGUUGAUGAUGCCCUCCUGGAUGACGCCCGCUCAGCGGGGCAAGGGGCUCUAUGCUGACUACCUAUUCAAUGCCAUCGCGGGCAACUGGGAGCGCAAGAGGCCCGUCUGGGUGAUGCUCAUGGUGAACUCGCUCACAGAGAGGGACGUGCGCUUCCGCGGCGUGCCCGUGCUCGACCUCUACCUGGCCCAGCAGGCUGAGAAGAUGAAGAAGACCACAGGGGCUGUGGAGCAGGUGGAGGAGCAGUGCCAUCCCCUCAACAACGGGCUCAACUUCUCCCAGGUGCUGUUUGCCCUGAACCAAACCCUGCUGCAGCAGGAGAGUGUGCGGGCCGGGAGCCUGCAGGCCUCCUACACCACGGAGGACCUCAUCAAGCACUACAACUGCGGAGACCUCAGCGCAGUCAUCUUCAACCACGACACAUCCCAGCUGCCCAACUUUAUCAACACCACUCUCCCGCCACACGAGCAGGUGACGGCCCAGGAGAUUGACAGCUACUUCCGCCAGGAGCUCAUCUACAAGAGGAAUGAGCGCAUGGGGAAGAGGGUCAUGGCGCUUCUACGGGAGAACGAGGACAAGAUCUGCUUCUUUGCCUUCGGAGCAGGUCACUUUCUGGGGAACAACACAGUCAUCGACAUCCUGCGGCAGGCGGGGCUGGAGGUGGACCACACACCCGCCGGGCAGGCCAUACAUAGCCCUGUCCCCCAGAGCCCAGCGCCCUCUCCUGAGGGGACCUCAACGAGCCCGGCCCCAGUGACCCCAGCUGCCGCUGUCUCCGAAGCACCUUCCGCGACCCCCACCGCCCUACCAGAGGAUGAGGAUCCAGCCCUGUCCCCACACCUCCUGCUCCCCGACAGCCUCAGCCAGCUGGAGGAGUUUGGCCGGCAGAGGAAGUGGCACAAGAAGCAGAGCACACACCAGCGGCCGCGGCAGUUCAAUGACCUCUGGGUCCGCAUCGAGGACAGCACCACCGCCUCGCCACCACCGCUGCCCCUGCAGCCCACCCACAGCUCGGGGACCGCCAAGCCCCCCUUCCAGCCCUCAGACCAGCUACAACAGCAGGACCCACCAGGGCCUGCCAGCAGCUCGGCACCCACCCUGGGCCUCCUCCCCGCCGUCGCCACCACCAUCGCUGUCCACUUCCUGCUGCAUAGCCUUGGGCCCUCCUGACCUCGGCCACCCCAAGUGGAGAAGCCAGAGAAAUGAUACAGGCGUCUUCGGCCACACCCCACUGCUCCUGCCACCACCUCCAGGGGUGCCCAACACCUUGAGGGCAGUCCAGAUGGGAUUGGCUAGACACUCUAGAGCUUUACUGUACCCAAGUUACAUCUUCUUUUUUGUAGAAGGAUCUUAAUUUCCCAUAGUGCUAUGGGGCUCUUUUGUAAAAUACAUGUCCAUAUUAAAAAAGAAAAAUGUAUUUAUUCUACCGAUAAAA